Molecule: messenger RNA, 1782 nt
Organism: Nipponia nippon (crested ibis)
Lineage: Eukaryota; Metazoa; Chordata; Aves; Pelecaniformes; Threskiornithidae
Source: RefSeq, a predicted model, not a curated record
AUGCCCACAGCAAUGAAAGCAGGCUUGGAUGACAAAAUGACAGACACUGGCAACUUGGAUGGGAUAUUACCAGAAUGGGAGAAAAACUUAAAGGAUAUAAAAAUACCUGCUUGUUUUAGCAAGAUGCCCCAAGAAACUGGGAAGACUUUCCCUUACUCCAAACAAGUUGGGAAUUACCUAGUAGGCAAAAUGAUCAACAAGGGCUCCUUUGCCAAGGUGAUGGAGGGGCUGCACAUCCCCACGGGGGAGAAGGUAGCCGUAAAAGUCAUUGACAAGAGAAAAGCCAAGCAGGAUUCCUACAUUUUAAAAAAUAUGAAGCGUGAGCCACGGAUACACCAGAUGAUUAAGCACCCCAAUGUUGUUCGGCUAUAUGAGACCUUGGAGACUGACAACUCCUAUUACAUGGUGAUGGAGCUGUGCCUUGGCGGGGACCUCCUGGACAGAAUUUGUGACAAAAAGAGGCUGGCGGAAAGGGAAGUAAGGAGAUACACCAGACAAAUUCUGUCUGCAGUAGAGCACCUGCAUUGCCAGGGGAUUGUUCACAGGGACCUAAAAAUUGAAAAUUUUCUUCUUGAUGAGAACAACAACAUCAAAAUCGUUGAUUUCGGACUGAGCAAUACUGCAAAGUUUGAGGGUCUCUCUCAGGAGCUGUUACAUACCCAGUGUGGAAGCCCAGCUUAUGCUGCCCCAGAACUCCUUGCUCAUAGAAAAUACGGUCCAAAGGUGGAUGUCUGGUCCAUAGGUGUAAGCAUGUUUGCUAUGCUAACUGGGACAUUACCCUUCACGGUGGAACCUUUUAAUAUCAAGCAACUACAUCAAAAGAUGUUAAUUGGAGAAAUCAGCCCUAUUCCGUCAGAUAUCUCCCCUGGAGCUGUACACUUCAUGCAGUCCUUACUUGAGCCUGACCCUGCUAAGAGGCCUGGAGUCAAAGAAGCAAUAAAAGACAAAUGGUUGAAUGAAGGCUUCACCAGGAAAAUACUGAAUGCUGCUACCUAUGAGAACAGACUUUGCCCCAGUGAAUUGAAUCCUGUUGUUUUAAAGUACAUGACAGAAAUGAUGGAGUUCAGUCUUUCAGAAGUUAUCAACAUUUUAAUAAAUAACAGACCCUCUCCUGCCAUGGCUUCUUAUUGCUUAUUGCUGAAGAAACUGCUCAGGUACCAGAAAGACCGCAAAAGAGCCCAGAGGGAAAAUGAAGUAGAAAAACACAAUAUUAAUCCUGAUAAACAUUUGAAUAAGGACUCAGAAAUUCAGAUUUCUCAGAAGGCUGAAAUGGACACUCUGGAAAAACUCAGGAAUUAUGGCAAUAGGGCAUUUCCUUCUGUACUAGUCCUGGCAGCGCCAGAUGCUAUUCAAGAAGAUGAGAUCACAAUUACAUUGGAAAACCAGGAAGACUUCCCAGAAGGUGAAUCUACAAUUCUGGGUAACAUGAAGAAAAGUUCAACUAUGUAUGGCAUCUUCCACUACAAAGAGCUAGAAGCCAUCAAACGGAGAAUUAAUCACACAGAAACAGAUGACAAUACUGCCCCUGAAGAUGAUGAUAGUUCAGUGUGGUUACCCAACCCUGAUUCAUCUGACCAGAUGCAGACAUCCAUACAGAAACUUGUUGUCCAAGAAACAGAUGACAAUACUGCCCCUGAAGAUGAUGAUAGUUCAGUGUGGUUACCCAACCCUGAUUCAUCUGACCAGAUGCAGACAUCCAUACAGAAACUUGUCCAAGAUGAAGACAACCUGGUGAAAGCGUUCCCACAUUCCUCGUUGCACUUUUGCCAUGACAAAACUUAG